Molecule: messenger RNA, 4340 nt
Organism: Loxodonta africana (African savanna elephant)
Lineage: Eukaryota; Metazoa; Chordata; Mammalia; Proboscidea; Elephantidae
Gene: CMSS1
Product: cms1 ribosomal small subunit homolog
Exons: 10
Coding region: 3124-3864 (246 amino acids)
Cellular component (GO): 90S preribosome; nucleus
Source: RefSeq, a predicted model, not a curated record
AGGGACUAAGAGACAGUUAAAGGUACAGCUGAAAUAGCAGCCCACAGGAGAGGCAGUGCUUGGCCAAGUGCACAGGCCAGACCGUGUGCUUCUCUAGGAGCAGGUUUGGGUGUCUCCAAGGAGCAGCCUAGCUCUGCAGCAGGGUGAGAGUAGCCUCAGGUGAGACAGGGUCAGGUGAGAAGCAAAGAAAAGGCAAAGGGUGAGCAACUGAAGUAAAAUUGUGACAGCCACAGCCUAGCUUUCUGUGAAGUGCCGCCAAUGGGCUUCUUGAUUGUGGUAAAGAUGAACAGGCCCUUCAGAGUGACACAUGUGCUGUGUAACCCAGUCCAUCACAGGAGGACUUGGGGUGGUGAGAGGAUAAAUGAAUGUCCUCAGAAAGAUGGUAAGGACGAGAAGCGGGAAUAGCCUUAAGUCUUCACUUAGCCUAGGAAGCUCAAGGGAAAAACAGGAUCCUUGUAAAUAUGAUUUCUGCUUCUCCACAGGUGUGAGCUUUCUUUUUUCUUUGAGUCAUAUCUGUACUGCAUCUGUACCUCUUUUGUGGCACUUUUCAUAUUCCAUACCGUUUUCAUAGUUUUUAGAUUCUUUCUACCUCCUCUCCUAAACCAAUAACCCCUCAAGGGCAAGGACAGUGCCGAUUCCAUUCUGUGUCCCCACACUGCUGUCCUCGGUGACUGAAUGAUUCCUCUGGAUUCCUCAGCAAUUUAUUUUUACUACCAAAGAUGGCAACUUGGAAAAGCCAGCUUUCUCCUUCUGCUGAGAUCAGGGACUAUAUUAUGUUGAGAGUGUUCUAUAGUGCUUUGAGUCUGUAGGAAAGAGAUUUUCUGUUUGGGGAAUGUUGCUAAGCCCUCUCAUCAAAAAUAGCCUUUCCACCUACCUCCAAGCCUUGCCAGGGCAGAGCGAAUUGGCAAGGGCAGUUCAAAGGGAAAAGCAGUGUAAUGCCACUCUGAUCCUGGCCACACGGUGAGGAAGAAAAUGUACACGGCUGAGGCUUAGGAUGCCGACUUCUGUAAAAAGGAAGCAGACCAUCUAAUUGUGGGCGCGUGGAUCUAGACUUGGUAAAAUACCUUCCUAGCUUAUGCACAUUCCUGUACAUCCUGUGAUCCUAGGCCACAAGUCUUUAAAAGGGAACUAACUGGUGAUUUGAUGUCUUACCACAUAAGUGGCCCUUAAAGAGGAGCCUGCUCAGACCAUGGAGUCCCCUGGGUAGUGCAAACAGAGGUGCUUGGCUGCUAACCAAAGGUUGGAGGUUCGAGUCCAUCCAGAGACGCCUUGGAAGAAAGGCCUGGUGAUCUGCUUCUGAAAAAUUAGCCACUGAAAACCCUAUGGACCCAAUGGAAUCCAGACCUUUUGGAGCUAUGGAGAUUGGAUGAAUCCCUUGAAACUGUUGCCCUGAGAUAAUGUUUAAACCUUAAAUCAACAUAUCCCCUGAAGUCCUGUCGGAACCAAACAAUAGUUUAGCUUAACUAGUAAAAACUGUCUGCUUUGAGCAUUGUGCUAAAUUAAGAACUAUCGGUAUGGGAUGAAAUUGACAACAGCAACUUGAAAGAUUAGAUAGGAACUUAGGGGCUGUGAGUUUAUGUUAAUGGGGAGGAACAAUUCAGAAAAAAGAGGGUGAGAAUGGUUGCACCACUCGAAGAAUGGAAUCGGUGUCACUGAAUCAUACAUGUAGAAAUUGUUGAAUUGGUGUGUGUUCUACCAUGCAUAUUCUCAACAACUACAAAAGAUAAAAUAAAUUAAAAAAGAAAACCCUAUCGAGCACAGUGGUACUCUGACCCACCUGGGGCCGCCGUGAAUAGGAAUCAACUUGACGGCAGCUGGUACUGUUAACUCAGACCAUGGAGAAAGCUGCAGUUCAGAACGGCAGAGAGAAAGCCAGAAACACACGGAAGCACAGAUCCUGAGCAGAGCAGGGGGUUUGGGCAAAGCUGCUCCGCUCUGAAGGCUUGCUGUUGGCAUGGAACCAAACCAGUGACAACAUAGCCAUUUUAAUUUUUGCAAAAUCUACUCUAAGCAUGAGCCCCUCUGAAUGAAUGAAGAUCCAUGGUCUUUAGAGUUUGUUCCUCAGAUCUUGAAUCAGGCUUCCCAUGAGGAAGUUGGAGGACUUCAUUGGGCAGGUAACAGCACCCACUCUGAGGGUCGAGCAGGAAAGGAGGUGUGAGAAGUAACUGGUCAGAGUUGAGGUGGGGCAGUGCAUGCUGGCUGCCACGUGCUCUGUAUUAGAAGCCCUAGAGCAGUCACUGCCAGUGGCUAUUACAAACUGCCCCCUGGGAAUUCAAAUGGGAAAACGUUUACGUUUCGCCUGCCUGGCCUUGCAAUGAGCGUGUCUGUUCAGGUAACAAAUUGCUGCGUUAAGGUGGAUCUCUCUGUUCUAGCCCGAAGGGAAAGGCCUUUAUACCCUGUAUACUGGAGGCGUUAUUAAUGAACAGCUGAUUUUUAUGUAAGGAUCAACCCCUGUAAAUAAGAACUAUGAGCGCUGCUCUGCCAAGCAGGUCUUCUAAUCGAUUUGAACCAGUUUAGUCAAAGCCGAUGAAAUGAAACGGGAACAAAUCUGAAUGUUUACGAGUGGGGUGAUCUGGUACGAUAACCAGGCCAGGAGAGAUUACUAGCCGAAGCCCUGGAAGGGGGGACUCGGAAGGGGCAUAACAAGCCCUUUCAGAACCUGGUGUGUGAGAUUGGGUUAUUGGUGGGACUGUGGAGAGUGACACACAUUCAGAGCACAGCACUUGUGUCACUGUCGUUGAGUAGAACACCGUUGUUUUGACUCUGCUUAAAAGCUGAGAGGUAAGAGAUUUGGUUGCUAUGCAACGCAUAUGCUGCCCUUGUUUUCCAAGAGGGACAUUAGGUUUCUAGCAGGGCUUCAACUGGUAAUUUUUCCUGUUCUGGUUAUUGUUUCAGUUGAACCAAAUUUUAAAAAUUCAGGUCUCUUCUGGUUUUGCUUCCUCAGCCAUAACUGAGCUGGUUUGAAGAACUGGUUUGAAGCCCUGCUGCCAAGAUUCUCAAUAGCAUCAGUGCAGAGGUUUCAGCCAGCAGAAGCAUCCACUUGAACCCCUCAUUUGCCCAUAGGCCCAGAGACCACUUCACCAAGAAGCAUCAGAUGGUGAAGAAGGAAGAGGAGACACAGAAAUGAUGCAGCAGGAGACAGCUCCAACUCCUGCCCCGUCAAAGAAAACCAAACAGCCUAAAGAAUGUUUCUUGAUAAAACCAAAGGAAACAAAAGAGGAGGCCACGAAGACCAGGAGGAGGAAAAAGAAGAAAAUUACUGAUGUUCUUGCAAAAUCUGAACCAAAACCAGGGACACCUGAAGACCUACAGAAGCUGAUGAAGGACUAUUACAGCAGCAAUCGCUCAGUGAUUGAAUUAGAAGAACUGAACCUACCAGACUCGUGUUUCCUCAAAGCCAAUGACUUGACUCACAGUCUUUCGUCCUACCUGAAAGAAAUCUGUCCUAAGUGGGUAAAACUUCAGAAAAACCACAGUGAGAAGAAAUCGGUCCUGCUUCUAAUUGUCUGCAGCUCUGCCAUCCGAGCACUGGAGCUCAUGAGGUCGAUGACUGCGUUCAAAGGAGACAGCAAAGUUAUGAAAUUAUUUGCAAAACAUAUAAAGAUCCAGGAGCAGGUAAAGCUGCUGGAGAAGCGUGUGGUUCAUCUGGGUGUAGGAACUCCGGGAAGGAUCAAAGAACUCGUUAAACAAGGUGCCCUUGAUUUGAACCCCUUAAAGUUUCUGGUUUUUGACUGGAACUGGAGAGAUCAGAAGUUGAGGAGACUGAUGGACAUUCCCGAGAUAAGAAAGGAGGUUUUUGAACUUCUGGAAAUGGAAGUACUCAGUCUGUGCAAAUCAGAAUCUUUGAAGCUGGGCCUUUUCUAAGUCUGGGUCCAAAUGAAGGUCCCGUUUUUAACGGUGGAAGUUCCGUCUCUAUUUAAUGACCCUGGCACAUUGGGAGCACUCAGGAAAUACCAGCUGUCGUUUCAUUAACUGCAUCACCGGGUGGACCACGGAGAAUGUUUGACCUUGAGGAAUCUUUGACUGAAAUCCAUCUUUUUGCCAACUCCCUUCUUUGCAGAAUAAAGUAUCAGUGAUUUGCAUGUGAUUUUCGUUGAGCCGACUAAGUUUUCCUGUCACUGACUGGCCUCUGAUGUGAUUGUGCAGGAGAAUGGAAAGGGCAGCAGGGCGACCUUAGACAAGUCCCGUACCUCUCUGAGCCUCAGUCUUAUCAGCUGCAAGAUGGGAGUGAUCUCUCACAGGAUUGCUGAGGGGUCCAUGAGGUGGUAGGCGUGGUGGAACAGCUUUGGAAACGGGGAAGCAUGGUCCUGGCCAAAAGGCAGGAGUCCCAGUGGUAUAAA